GAGAAUUACUCCGAAAAUUAUGGUCAUAAUUAUGCCGAAAAUUUGCAUGGAAAAAAUAUUGAAGAUUGUCUCUACAACCUGUAUGACACCAGCAAACAAAAUUUCCGAGUAAUUCAUAUGAUACGCCUGCGCAUUAGAGUAAUAUUUUGGAAUGGACAUAACCUUAACGGGUGUGACAUCCAAUAUAAUCGGAAAGACAACAGACGUCGUUGAUUUAUAUUUAUGAAAUCGAGAUCUUGGUUAAUAUUAUAAAAAAUGAAUUUGAGUCAAUCUGAUUUACUCUUAACUGCUGCAGUGACUUGUUGUGUCUUAAUAUACCAGUUAACCAAAAACAAAUUAGGUAGUAGAAAAAGAUCUCAGUGGACAAAAAAGUGGCUGCAGAGAAAAAAGGGUAGAGGUACUUUAGCUCUUUUAAACAGGGAGCUACGAGUAGAGGAUACGAAUGCUUAUAGAAAUUUUCUUCGCCUUGAUGAUACUCAAUUUGAUUACCUGUUAGCAUUGGUCGAACCUCAUAUAAAAAAGGAAGACACUUUCAUGAGAGAAAGCAUAAGUGCCCAACACAGAACACAGGUAGUAAGAUAGCAAUAAUUAUUUGUUUUUGUUUAUUAUACAACACAUUCAUAAAGCCUGUAUAGUUUUGAUUUGGCAUCAUAUAAAUUUGGACAAUUGAAUUUACUUUUGACCUAUGUAUAUAUAGCUAAUGGGACUUAUUGUUUUUAGGCUUGAUGUCACAUUGCGUUUCUUGGCUACUGGUGAAACAUAUAGAAGUCUCAUGUACAGCACAAGAAUUCAUGAGAGCACAAUUUCUAAAAUUGUUCCAGAAACAUGCUUAGCAUUAUGUAGAUGUUUGAAAGAUGUUUAUUUGAAGAAUCCAACUACAGAUGAUUGGUUGAAAGUUGCUGCAGAUUUCCAAAGCAAGUGGAAUUUUCCAAAUUGUCUUGGAGCAUUAGAUGGCCGUCACAUAGCUUUUAGCCCACCUACAUCUGCUGGAUCAUAUUACCACAAUUACAAAGGCACAGACAGUAUGGUUUUACUAGCUUUAGUAGAUGCCAAUUACAAAUUUAUCUAUGUGAAUAUUGGUGUUAAUGGCCGAAUUAGUGAUGGGGGGGUCUUCAGUGCUUGUGGACUUUAUAAAAGAAUGCAAAACAAGACACUUAAUCUGCCACCAGACAGAGCUCUUCCUGGUAGGACAAAUAAAGUGCCUUAUGUUUUUAUAGCUGAUGAAGCAUUCCCAUUAUCUAAUCAUUUGAUGAAACCCUUCCCACAACGUUCAUUGACAUAUGAUAAUAGAAUUUACAAUUACCGUCUGUCAAGAGCUAGACGAAUGGUGGAGUGUGGCUUUGGAAUACUAGCAAACAGAUGGAGAGUUCUAUUACAAAAAAUACACUUGGGACCAGAAAAAGUUGAACUCAUAACAUUAACCUGUGUACUUUUACAUAACUUUUUAGUUAAAGAGAAUGCUAUGUACACUACUGAAGGCACGUAUGACAUUGAUCCAUCCCAACUGUUACCUCAAAUUUCACAGCAGAUUGGGAAUCGAUCAGGAAAUUCUGCGAGAUCAAUCAGAGAAGAAUUUAGGGAUUAUUUCAAUUCAACAUCUGGAUCUGUGCCAUGGCAAGACACAGCUUUACAAAGGAACAUUUCAUGAAAUAUUGAGUCAAAUAAUUAUUUCUAUUAUUGUACCGUAUUGUAUACAGAAAUAAAAUAAUG
This is a messenger RNA of Acanthoscelides obtectus, 1710 nucleotides long. The record is from the annotation of a GenBank genome assembly. NCBI's taxonomy places the organism in Eukaryota, Metazoa, Arthropoda, Insecta, Coleoptera, Chrysomelidae.